Molecule: messenger RNA, 1381 nt
Organism: Neohortaea acidophila
Lineage: Eukaryota; Fungi; Ascomycota; Dothideomycetes; Mycosphaerellales; Teratosphaeriaceae
Product: ribosomal protein S5 domain 2-type protein
Exons: 1
Coding region: 302-1108 (268 amino acids)
Biological process (GO): regulation of translational initiation
Cellular component (GO): cytoplasm
Source: RefSeq, a predicted model, not a curated record
UGCCAUUCAAGACGACAUCCUGCUCUUGAUCACGGUGGUCCAGACGGCAUAUUGGAAUCAUUCCCUACUGGAUGCCUGAGGUGUUCAGUGCGGAAGAAUGAAUGAUAUGCAAUGUGAUUGGCCGAAAAUAACGGGCGCUAACGGGAGUCGGAGUCUUUCGGCACUGCCUUAGGAUCCCUCCAACUUUGUCCCAGUUAAACCCAGCCUAAGUUCAGUGGGUGCUAAAGCAACGAGAUGCGCACAGCGAGGAUGUGACAUUGCUUUCCUAGAGCUGUGCAGGCUCCCAUCAACAACAGCAGGGAUGUCGCAGAAGCGCAAGCGACCUGCCGAUUCCGACGCAGAGGGCAGCAGCAGCGACGACAUCUAUCGUUCGGAGGCAAUCGAAGACCGCACCUCCAGAUUCAUCGGCUACUUUUCGCCCACAUUGAAACCGGAAGCUCUGCAAAACCAUGCGGAAUUCGCGAGCGCAAGCCACAAGAUCCUGGCAUGGCGCCGAGAGAGCAAUCAACAAGCCAUUACGGGCCGGACGAACUACGUCGUGGGCCACGACGACGACGGGGAGAAGUACGGGGGCAAGAAGGUCGAGAAGGUGCUGGAGAGCAUGCAAGUGGUGGGGGCAUGUGUCGUUGCACGGUGGUACGGAGGGGUCAUGUUGGGUCCCGUACGCUUCACUCAUAUGGAGGAAUGCGCAAAGGGAGCAGUGCAGAAAUGGAAGGAUUCAUUAGUGGAGGAGAGGGCGAAGAAGCGCAAAGCGGAGGAGGAUGCGGGGGAGAAGGCGAGGCUGGAGGUGCUGCUACCGCAGCGGGAUGAGAGCAUCGUGGUAUUAAGGAAGUUGGCGGCGCAGAGGGAGAGUGAGGUCAAGACGGCGGAAGCAGGCGGUGGUGGUGGUGGUGAGGCUGUCGAGGAUCAGGCCGCCUCGGCUCAGAGUGUCGCGUCGCCCGCUAAGCCGACGAUGAAUUACACGAGUCUGCCGGUGGAGAAGCUAAGGACCCUCGACAAGGCCAGGGAUGCAACGCUGGCGUUUCUGCUCAAACGCAUUGACGGGGCCGAAGCUGCUUUGGUGAGGCUGCGGAAGAAAGAUGAGAAGGCGGGCGAUGGGAGUGGGUGAAGCUCAUGCAGAAGGCUGCGUGUCGAGCCUCGCGUCUCACCCACGCCACCAUGUUCUAGCUUCGACCGAAUGCGAUUGCAAAGCAACGUACUGAAUCGAAUGAAAUGAUGACAACAGCACAUGCCGCAGCAGCACGCGUGCACAUGAAGGCACGAAGAAAAGUCGAGUCAAAAGGUGUUUCUGAUUACUUGAGAAGAAAGGCGAGCCGGGGUCGAGGUGCCUGGCGCUAGGCCGCAAGCAGACCUUCUAGAAUUCGGAUUUGCAAUCGCGUCA